Molecule: messenger RNA, 871 nt
Organism: Hyla sarda
Lineage: Eukaryota; Metazoa; Chordata; Amphibia; Anura; Hylidae
Gene: WDR83
Product: WD repeat domain 83
Biological process (GO): mRNA splicing, via spliceosome
Cellular component (GO): catalytic step 2 spliceosome
Molecular function (GO): protein binding
Source: RefSeq, a predicted model, not a curated record
GGUCACUACUACAGCUUUGCCGUAUGUUCACUAUUCUGUCAGGUUCUAUAGAUUCUUCUAUAAGGUGCUGGGACUGUCGAUCCCGCAGACCGGAGGCCAUACAGAUAAUGGAUGAAGCAAAGGACGGAAUCUCCAGCAUCAAAGUGUCCGACCACGAGAUCCUGGCUGGGUCUGUGGAUGGGAACCUGCGUCGCUACGACCUCCGGGCAGGAGUGAUGUGUGCGGACUACGUUGGCAGUCCCAUUACAUGUGUUAGUUUUAGCCAAGACUCCCAGUGUCUCUUGGCGUCAUCGCUGGAUUCCUGUCUUCGCCUCCUGGAUAAGGACACAGGAGAACUGCUUGGAGAGUAUUCCGGGCACCAGAACACAAGCUAUAAACUGGACAGCUGCCUCAGCGAGAAGGACACACAUGUAGUGAGCUGCUCCGAGGAUGGUUCAGUCUGCUUCUGGGACCUGGUGGAGGGUUCCCUCGCACUCAAGCUCCCGGUCAGUAAAGGAGUCAUACAGUCGCUCUCCUAUCAUCCCACUGAACCAUGUCUACUGACCGCCAGUGAGGGAGAAGUCCAGCUUUGGAGGGGUGAGGCACCAGAGGAGGGCGGUAGCAGCGGAUCACAAUAACAGUGCAGGAUUAUAGUAAAGCUGCAGAACAGUCCUUCACCUUAACUGGAUUGGCAUCCAUGCGGAUCUUUCCCCAGGACACAGCCUCAUCUGGUCUGGCUCCAGCAUCCGACCCAUCAAAUUCUUGAGCAGUGUUCACAUAAACAGCGUAAUCUGCACCAUUCCUCUGUUAGAGGGCGACAGUAAAGUGCUAUAAAAACUGCAUAUGAAGAAACUUUCCAGCCUGAUGCACAUAAAGCUUACUUUAUAAUACA